This is a messenger RNA of Prunus mume (Japanese apricot), 742 nucleotides long. RefSeq names its product mitochondrial fission 1 protein A. Gene Ontology annotation, cellular component: peroxisomal membrane; mitochondrial outer membrane. NCBI's taxonomy places the organism in Eukaryota, Viridiplantae, Streptophyta, Magnoliopsida, Rosales, Rosaceae. Gene Ontology annotation, molecular function: protein binding. The record is from RefSeq and is a predicted model, not a curated record. Gene Ontology annotation, biological process: mitochondrial fission; peroxisome fission; autophagy of mitochondrion.
AAAGACUUGAAAAUAUCCUCACAAACCUAUAAAUACCAAAUCCAAUCCCAAGAGAAUUCCCCCUGAGAAUUGAGACUCAAUCAUUUCAUCAUCCGCAAUCACAAAAUGGAACAGAUGUUUGACAAAUUUUUUGACUCCGUCGCUAACCUUUUCGGCGGCGGAGAUUCGAUCCCCUGGUGCGACCGCGACGUCAUCCACGGGUGCGAGAAAGAAGUUGCAGAGGCCAACAAGGGUGACUCAGAUGAGCUGAAGAGCGAAAGCAUAAUGAGGUUAUCGUGGGCACUUGUCCACUCAAAGCAACCAGAAGAUGUGCAGCGUGGAAUUGCCAUGCUUGAAGCUUCAUUGGCCAACACUGGCUCCCCUUUGCAUCAGAGAGAGAAGCUUUACCUUCUGGCUGUUGGAUACUACAGAACUGCUGAAUAUUCAAAUAGUCGGCAUCUUGUGGAGCAAUGCUUAGAGAUUGCUCCUGAUUGGAGACAGGCUCUGACCCUUAAGAAGACUGUUGAGGAUCGAAUUGCUAAAGAUGGCUUAAUUGGAAUAGGCAUUACUGCUAGUGCUGUUGGGCUUAUAGCAGCUGGGAUUGUAGCAGCGUUGGUUCGCAGGUGAUGAGCACAAGCCAACAAUGUUCAUAAUGAGUGGCUAUUACUUACAAGUUUCAAUUUUCCCCUGAAAAAAGAAGGUUCCGAAUAAUCAGACUGAGAAUAGCUCAAAACAAAUUCUGCAGCUUGACUACUUUUUUUUC